GGUCCUUAAUUCUAAUCUGCCUCUUGCCGAUAAGGGUUCUGAACAGACGUCCUGCUUCAAAUUCUUCAGCGGAAUGUUAGGCCCUGAGCUGACAGGAUCUCAAUUUAUUUUCCACCCAAGAGAUUCCUGAGGUCUACCUCCUUCUGGCCCCUGCCUUGGUUUACCACACUUUCCUGGUGGCGGCCAAGCCAUGACCCUGAGCUUCAAAGUUACAUCCCCACUGGAAUAUUCCUCACAGGUCUGCCACCCUGGAGGGAAACGCGAGUAAAAUCUAUGAUUGCCACUUCCUGGUCUGAACUCCUCGCGUAUACUUGUGUAUGAAGCCACGAUGGAAGAUGUCAAUUUCCGGUUCUUAAGCCCACCUCAAUCGAAUCAGUGAAAACUUGGGCAGGGAUGAGCUGGAGGCAAUGAAGUUCCUUUGCCGAGAUCUGUUGGACAGUAACCAGCUCAACAGGGUUGAUUCUGGACGAAAACUCUUCAUCGCUCUUAUGGAGAAGGGCCUUCUCGUUGAAAAUGACCCCUUCACCGUGGCAGAGCUACUGUAUCGGACCAGACAAUUCAGGCUCCUGAAGAAGAUGAAGUACAACAAAGACAAGGUCUGCAGGCAGCUGAAAGAACCAGGAAAGGCCAAGAUCUCAUCAUACAGACAGCUUUUGUUUGAGGUUUCGGAGGAUAUUACGAUGAAUGAUUUGGAAACUGUGAAAUUUUUUUUACUGGAGAGCAUCAAAGUGAGUUUAACAAUGCUGGAUGUCCUCACUGAAAUGGAGAAGAUGGACUUACUGGAAGAAAAUAAUGCACAGCUUCUGGAGGACAUUUGCAAGGAACUUGGGAAGAAUUUGGUGAAGAAGUUGACCAUUACAGGAGGGAAGACUCUGGGCAGGUACAAAAUGGAGGUCAACCAGGGGGCAAUGCUAUCAUAUUUUACAGCAGCAACUUCAAAGCAAUGCCAGAACACCAAAGAACGCUAGCAGAUGCAGAGUGGCUCAUCAGUGUCUUCAGUUGCCAUUGGUUUGAGGUGACUAUUCAAGAACAUCUCAGCUGCAGAGAUGAGCAACACAACGAAUCAUUACCGGGAAAUGGAUCACAGGCUGUACG
Rhincodon typus (whale shark) is the source of this 1095-nucleotide messenger RNA. RefSeq names its product caspase-8-like. The record is from RefSeq and is a predicted model, not a curated record. The coding region runs from base 408 to 968 and encodes 186 amino acids. Gene Ontology annotation, biological process: negative regulation of extrinsic apoptotic signaling pathway via death domain receptors. Gene Ontology annotation, molecular function: protein binding. NCBI's taxonomy places the organism in Eukaryota, Metazoa, Chordata, Chondrichthyes, Orectolobiformes, Rhincodontidae. The transcript has 6 exons.